This is a messenger RNA of Ambispora leptoticha, 1012 nucleotides long. Lineage: Eukaryota; Fungi; Glomeromycota; Glomeromycetes; Archaeosporales; Ambisporaceae. The record is from the annotation of a GenBank genome assembly.
AUGCACACCAACUCGUUAAACGACUUUUUGCUUGCAAGAGAACUUGGUCUUUAUCGACCAAGAAAUCUUCAACUUUGGGAAAACACUAGACGAACUUAUUCUAUCGCUUCAUGCACGAAAAAGGCAUUUGCACAAGAGCAUUAUGCUCCUAUCAACACUUUGGAUAUUGAUUAUGUCGAAGGAAGAUAUUUACUUUCUGGUGGUGCAGACUCUGAGAUACGCUUAUAUGAUCUUGAGAAUAAUCCAAAUAACAAAUCUAUUAGAUCAACAGCUGUAAUAAGAAAAAAAAAAGGUCAUGAUUACUCUGUUACAUGUAUAAAAUGGGAUCCAAAUAAUUAUGAAUACUUUAUCAGUUCCUCGAUGGAUGAAACAAUCAAAAUAUGGAACAUAGAAUCAAUGAAAGGGAAAUCGAUAAAGAAUGUGUUUACGUUUACUUUCGAUGCUCAUGUUUAUUCGCUUGCAAUUUCUUCAGUCGCUAAUCAUGGACUAAUAGCAGCUGCAUUAGCACAUCCAAAUAUACGAUUAUGUGAUACCCGCACGGGUUUGGCACUACAAUCAUUGAUAGGUCAUAAAAAUAUGGUUUUUCGUGUCGAAUGGUCACCAAUAUUCGAAUAUAUGCUAGUUUCAGCAAGUGCUGAUGGCACUAUUAGAAUAUGGGAUAUCCGAAGAGCAAAUCAAUCUUUAAUUUCGUUGGAUUAUUUAAAUAAAGGUGAACCUUCAUCUGCAACAAAUAAAGCACAUAACGGUGGAGCAAAUGGAUUAUGUUUCACUUCAGACGGAACGCAGUUACUUUCCAGUGGACAUGAUCGAACUGUACGCUUAUGGGAUGUAUACACAGGAAGGAACGCUAUGGUGGAUUACCCAAAUAUUCCAAAUACAACAAAUCUUUCUUUGCCAUUAGCAGUGACACCCUCGGCUGAUUGUUCUCCCCCGUUAAUAUUUCACCCAACAAGUCGCUCACAAAUUUUUGUACUGGAUUUAUACAAUGGAAGAUUAAUCAAACAGCUGCAAG